Molecule: messenger RNA, 1002 nt
Organism: Carassius carassius (crucian carp)
Lineage: Eukaryota; Metazoa; Chordata; Actinopteri; Cypriniformes; Cyprinidae
Product: claudin-8-like
Exons: 1
Coding region: 97-975 (292 amino acids)
Biological process (GO): cell adhesion; bicellular tight junction assembly
Cellular component (GO): bicellular tight junction; plasma membrane
Molecular function (GO): structural molecule activity
Source: RefSeq, a predicted model, not a curated record
GAUCUUCCGGGCUCAGUUGAGAAACACCGCAGUGAAGGAGAGCAGCGUUACAUCAGUGUCUGAUCCUUCGUUGUUUUGUCCUGGCACUCGACCAUCAUGUCUUACGCCGGGUCUUACUUGGCCAAAUCCUACGCAGAUAAAGCCUACGGGGACACUGUGUACACGGGAUAUCCAGAUGAGAAGUCGGCGAAAGAGGUGUACGAUGAGCAGGUGAAGCACGAGAAGAGAAAGAGACGGGAAUCCAUGUGCUGUGAGGUGGUUGCUCUGGUCAUCGGCUUCGUCGGAUUGAUCGGGGUCGCAUCCGUCACAGGCCUGCCGAUGUGGAAGGUCACGGCAUUCAUCCAGGAGAACAUCAUCGUGAUGGAGACGCGUUGGGAGGGAUUGUGGAUGAACUGCUACCGGCAAGCCAACAUCAGAAUGCAAUGCAAAGUCUAUGAUUCUCUGCUGUUCCUCCCGGCCGACCUCCAGGCUGCCAGGGGUCUCAUGUGCGCCUCUGUCGCUUUGAGCACCUUCGCCUGCAUCGUGUCGGCCGUAGGCAUGCGCUGCACCCGUCUGGUAGACUCCCGUCCCAAAACCAAGCACAUUGUUUUGGUGAGCGGAGGGUGUUUGUUUUUGGCUGGCUGCUUGACCACCAUCAUUCCCGUGUCGUGGACGGCUCAUGUGAUCAUACAGGACUUCUACAACCCGUUGUUGAUCGACGCCCAACGGAGAGAGCUUGGAGAGGCUUUGUACAUCGGAUGGGUCACUUCAGCUUUGCUUUUCAGUGCUGGGGUGAUUCUGCUCUGUCGACACGCACCACGAACCCAGGAUAAGAUGGACAUGGCGUCUGUUAUGUAUCGGGCCGGAUCGGCUCCGUAUAACUACUCCUAUGGGCCUGGAUAUGGAUACCAGCCUGCAUACGGAUACCAGCCCGGGUACAACUAUCAACCAGCCUAUUCUCCUGUCCCAACUGUUUAUAACCCUCCAAGAUACUGAGACACACAGUGAAUGCUGUGCUUUACC